AGGAAGUGUGGGGUUUGGAUUAAAGAGACGAUCCACCCAGCCAGAACGGCAGGACCAGCCCACCUGCUACUUUCUUUUCAUUGUGCAACCUUGGUUGUAUACUGACAGAAUAACUUACUUUGUACCUUGAAGAGCAACAGAGGAGGGAUCCCUCUUCCAGGAUGAGAUACAAUAAAUGUUGUAUGUACAGAAUAGACCAAAACAACAAUAUGUACAAUAGAAUGAAUAGUAUAGGUAGACUGUAAACGUAUAUGAAGAAUAUGAAUCAGGGAGGACAUGGAGCAACUUCCAGGAGCCAGGACCAAGAAUGUCUGUACAAGAUUUUAUUUGUCCAUCCAUCCAUCCUUUGGUCCAGGUCCAAUCCAUGUGGACUAAAGUAGUGGACGGACAGACAUUACCAUCCAUAGAGCAACACUGCUAGUGUGUCUAAAGAGACAUUCAACAGCAGACAGGUUUUUGUAUUAGUCUCUCUCACUGUGGGAGGAGGUUGGUACUGGAUGUUUGGCUCUGGAACUAAACUGUAUGUAACAGAUGAGCAGAUAGUGAAGCCCGUGGUGAGCGUGUACCCAGCAGCAUCCAGAGCCCACCUGGAGGGGAAGAGCUCCCUGCUGUGUGUGGCCUCAGACAUGUUUCCUCCUCUGGUCCGGUUCUCCUGGAAAAGACAAAAGGACAAUGGUCCUCUGGAGAAGGUGACCUCUGCUGACAAAAAGCAGCUGAAGCUUAAAGAGUCGGGAUGUACAGCCACCAUCUUGCAGAUCCCUCAGCGAGAGAGCAGCACAUAUAAAUACCGCUGCUUCGUCCAUCACGAGGGGGAGACAGUGGAGGCCCAAAUAAAACAAGAGGUUUCUACUCUUCCGCCACCUACAACUUCACCAUCACCUCCACCGUCACUUCCACCAUCACUGCCACCAUCACUUAUUCCAUCGUCUCCAACAUCACCUCCACCAUCACUUAUUCCAGCGCCUCCAGCUUCUGCCCCGUCUCAGUACCAGGUGAAGCUGCUCUGUCUGAUGUACACAGUGCUGAUAGUGAAGAGUCUGGUGUACUGCUGUGGACUCUCUCUGCUGAUGAUCCUCAGAAACAAGGGACCGUCCACCAACUGCACACAUGCUGACUGACUGUUUUCUGCUCUCCUUUUCUCUCCGUUAAAUCCCAUCAAUUCAUCUCAUUUAUCACUUUGAUCAGCAGCCAGAAAUAUCAAUUUAGAUUUUAAUUGGGAAACCAAUCUUUUUAUAAACAGGUUUGAUAAAGUGCCCCAAAAAAUCUAAAUACAUACACAUACACAUACAUAUUUGCAGUUAGUGAGUGUAAAUUAUGUGCUACUUUAGCAUUAGCUUAGUUUAGUUUAGCUCUAGUUUAUUUCCACUUUUUUAAUUGUGACUCGUAUAAUCAUAGAAAAGCUGAAUCAUUAUCUGUCUGCUAGAUAUUUACUGUUUAUAAUUUCUAUGUUCUUAUUUUCUGUUUUUGUAUUUGUGAAUUUCAGUUUGGCUUCAUAGCAAAAAUUUAGAAACACAAUCAGUGUCAUUGGCUUUAGUGCUGAGGCCCUUUUAUAAUUGUGUCAGUGUGGAUGUAAAACUCUACGCUGAUGACACUGUUAUUUCCACACAUGAACAAACAGCAGAGCGAGCUGCUUUGAAGCUACAACUGCUAUAAAAUGAUGAUACAGUGGCUUGAUCAGUUGGACUGAAGUUUGAAUGUUGGCUAAAUGAUGGUUGUGUUUAUUUUUGACAAACCAAUAAAAUGCGACUUAAUUCUAA
This is a messenger RNA of Dicentrarchus labrax (European seabass), 1757 nucleotides long. RefSeq lists its product as uncharacterized. NCBI's taxonomy places the organism in Eukaryota, Metazoa, Chordata, Actinopteri, Moronidae. The transcript has 3 exons. Bases 498 to 1118 code for a protein of 206 amino acids. The record is from RefSeq and is a predicted model, not a curated record.